CAAUAGUAGUACUGCAUCAAUCAAUAGAGCCAUCCCAUUACGCUGCCAGGCCCGCCCGGUGUAAGUUCGUGUCAAGCCAUUUUCUUGGCUAUCAAAAAUUUCUCGCUCGAAAAGGUCUGACAAAUCCGUCAAGCUGUGUCGAAAAAAUUCAAUCGAUAUGACGCGCAAAGCCUCGAGCGUGGCUAAGUGUCGUCAAUGGAGAAACGAGCUAGCCAUGGCUAACCCGGAUCCGACUCCGGUGUACGAUAUGUUCAAGGACAUACCGCCGCAGCCGACCUAUCCGACUCACGUCUACACUACCACCGUUUGUUGCGAAAAGGAGAACUGCGACAAGGCGAAGCUGGAGUCCAUGCCGGAGCACUUCUUCUGUGAUCCUGAUUACAUCUAUUUCGCAGCUACCCCGUAUGGCGUGGCUCCUGAGUGCUACGAUAACGGCGAGGCCGCUGCUCCUCCGCUGGACCCGUACAUCCAGGCCUACUGCCCCUGCCUGAUCAACCAGGGCCAGCUGGUGACCAUCUGCUGCGUCCGCCGUGAUUGCGAUGACUCUACCAAGAUUCCGGGGGUAGGCCGCGAGCGUACUCGCAGCCCCAAGUCGUACAACAACAACCACCACAACAACAAGCACCACAACAACCACUCCAACAAUGGUUACAACAACCACCACAACUACAAAUAUUAACUCACUUUCGAUCUCUCGGUGUUGUGAACAAUGUAAACCCCAAUCCUAUUCAUAAAUUCACAAAAACUGAUCUUAAUUUCACAAAAAUCAAUUUCUUGUUGAUAGAUAGCCAACUAUGCACACUGUUUUUGAACACUUUUAACUAAAUUGUUACAAUUUAGACACGAGUUUACCUAAAACUCAUAAUGGCAUGUUGGAAUUUACAGAAGUCCUUUUAUUGAGGAUUUCUUAUUCUUUAGAAGUCGAGGCUUAACUUUUAUAAUAAAAUGUAUCAAAAAAUUCAGGGUUCACUUGUUUUACACAAUUGAAAAUGCUUUCAAGCAGGAUUUCAUUUACUACAUACAUAUUUCAUACUUUCUAAUAAUAUAUCUAUCUCAUCGUAUCGUGUCAUGAAUUCCUUUAGUGUAACUUGAUGUUGUCGUGUGGUAUCGAUGUUCGCUGACCGUAUAUUCCAGUGUCAGAUUAGGAUAAGGUGAUUGUAUUGAUUUGGAUUGCUAUCUGAAGCGUAAUAGACUGAUUCUUAUAAAAUUUGCUAAUAGAGGGUUUAACAUCUAUAGAGAGAAACCAAUCAGUCUAGUAACCCGAAGAGGAGAUUUUGAAGGCAUUUUCAUUUAUUAAAUCUAUUUCGACCAUUUACAUUUGACGAUUCUCUUGUAAGCUAUUUUUGAUUGUAUUUUCAAGUGUUUUAUUUUAGGUUUGAUUUAAUUAUUUAUCAUAUCAUUGUUACUUAUACUUGAAAAUGGACAAAUUUAUUUUUACUCUUCUAUAAAAGUAUUUUUCUUAGAAGUUUUACUCAAUGUUGGUAUAACUAGUAUAAUCCACACUAUCUACACAUGUAUACCUAAUGUAGUGAUCAAUGUGGUAAUAAAAACUCAAAAAAUA
Messenger RNA from Spodoptera frugiperda (fall armyworm), 1561 nucleotides. RefSeq lists its product as uncharacterized. NCBI's taxonomy places the organism in Eukaryota, Metazoa, Arthropoda, Insecta, Lepidoptera, Noctuidae. The transcript is spliced from 3 exons. The record is from RefSeq and is a predicted model, not a curated record. The coding region runs from base 158 to 679 and encodes 173 amino acids.